AUGAAGCUUCCAAGGUUCCAGCCGAAGCUUGCCGACUUCGGCAUCUCCUGCCAGCUCCAAAACACCUGGGCCCGGAGAAACACGCAGAUUGGCUCGCCCUACUGGAUGGCCCCGGAGGUUAUCAAGGGAGAGGCUUACAAUGCCACGGCGGACAUUUGGUCCCUGGGGAUAACCUGUAUCGAGAUGGCUGACUGUCAUCCUCCGUACUACCACAUCCCUCCCACGCGGGCCAUGUUCGUCAUCAGCACCAAGCCGCCCUCUG
Molecule: messenger RNA, 262 nt
Organism: Symbiodinium necroappetens
Lineage: Eukaryota; Dinophyceae; Suessiales; Symbiodiniaceae
Source: the annotation of a GenBank genome assembly